Messenger RNA from Ahaetulla prasina, 1737 nucleotides. RefSeq names its product mas-related G-protein coupled receptor member H-like. The transcript is spliced from 2 exons. Gene Ontology annotation, cellular component: membrane. Gene Ontology annotation, molecular function: G protein-coupled receptor activity. The record is from RefSeq and is a predicted model, not a curated record. NCBI's taxonomy places the organism in Eukaryota, Metazoa, Chordata, Lepidosauria, Squamata, Colubridae. Gene Ontology annotation, biological process: G protein-coupled receptor signaling pathway. Bases 147 to 1094 code for a protein of 315 amino acids.
CUCCUCUGAAACCAGAACUGAGAUUAGGAAGAAAAAUCUUGCCAUUUAGAAUAAGACUUGCAUUGAUCUAGAAGGAGAUUUCCUAAUAGUCUUCAAAGAGAAGGAGUAUCUGCUGACAUAGAAGGAAGAGAAAAGACUGGAGCAGAAUGGAUAUAGCAUCUCCCUCUCCUCUCACUGUCUUAUUACCACAAAUCAAUGCAACAUCCACUGGCAAAAACAGAACCUGUUAUGAUUCCGGCAUAAAUGAAGAAGUGCUUAUUUUUGCAAUCUUCACUAUGCUUUUCUGUGUAUUGGGAAUGUUGGGCAACGGCCUCGUGAUUUGGCUGCUGGGCUCCUCCGUUAAGAAGAAUACUUUUGCCAUUUAUAUUAUCAACCUCUCGGUGGCGGACUUUGGAUUCCUCACCUUUGAGCUGAUUAUAGAAAUCCACUGGCUUUUUACACGUCUGUAUUGUGACUUUCCCUAUGAACUCUUCCAAACGGGCCUGCUGUUAAUGUACAGUACGGGGCAAUUUCUCCUGACCGUCAUCAGCAUCGACAGGUGUGUUUCAGUUCUUUUCCCAAUUUGGUAUCGAUGCCACCGGCCGACGCAUCUCUUCACUACUGUGUGUGCCGUCACCUGGACCAUUUCCUUCAUCCUCUCUUCCAUUCAUUUCACAAUUAUAGCGGUUGAUGGAUUUGGAAACAGUUAUACUCUGAUGUAUCAAUUCAUCGUUAACUCUGUGCUCUGUCUCCCACUUAUGACCAUCUCCAGUGUCAUCUUAUUUAGCAAAAUCUGCUUCAUAUCCAAAAGCCAAAGGCGGAGGCAGCUUUUGACAGCUAUUUUGCUCACUCUUUUCUUUUUCUUAGUCUUGGCUUUUCCACUCAAUGCCUUUUAUAUUAUCCUGUACGUUUUCAAAUAUAUACCUCCCAACCUUGUGCAUUAUGGCUAUUUAUGCACCUGUAUCAACAGCAGCAUUAACCCUCUGAUCUAUUAUCUGGUGGGGAGACAGAAGAGUAAGACUCAGAGAAACAUCAAAGACUUGCUGCAGAAAGUUUUCAAGGAGGAAGAAAAUUGUACUGAUCAAAUGGAAACUUCAGAAGGCUCCAAGAUCUGAACUCUUUAAUUUCAUCAUUGCCACUCAUAAGAUACAAUUAUUUAUUUCCAAGCAAGCCCAUAAUUUUGUUUUUUAUUUAAUGGAAACUGAUCUCUAUAGUGAUUAAUUUGUGCAUGAAUCCACAAUUUGUGCAGACAAUGAAAGAAGACAAGUGAUACAACAAGAUCGUAUGAAAUCACAUUUCAAUGAAAAAAGUUGUAUGAUUCCAGCAGAAAUAUAUCAGACUGAAAACAUUUCAAGUGGUAAUAUCUAUAAACUGUCCUCUUUUCCUACAUAUGUAUAUAUAUUGUGAUUGAAAUAUGUUUGGAUAUUAUUAGUAGUUGGUAGGGUUGGUAGUUGGACUGUUGGUUUUUUUAUUAUUAUUUAUUUAUUAUAUAUUUUCUCUUUAUGUACAAUAAGUGGUUAGUGAACAGUGUACUGUCUGAGUCAAUUUGUUUACAUAACAAUAUUAAACAUUAAUAUAAAAUAUUAAGGCAUGGCUAGUCUACUGAAGAGAAGGACCCGGGGAGACAUGAUAGCCGUCUUCCAAUACUUAAGGGGCUGCCACAGAGAGGAGGAAGGAGGUCAAGCUGUUUUCCAAAGCACCUGAAGGCCAGACAAGGAAUAAUGGAUGGAAACUGAACAAGGAGAGAUUCAACCUGGA